AUGACGGUGGCCUUGGCACUCACGCUCUUGGUGCUGGCUGGAGUGCUAGAAGUGUCCAUGAGAGUGCAGCCGCCCUCGUGGAUGCAGCAGCGGCGCUCUCUAUUUGACAGCACCCCUGUCAGGGAGCACGUGCAGAGCUUCAGCACAGCACUGGGAGUGAUGCCUGCGGAUGAGAGCACCUCACGGCGCAAGCUGCAGGGGCGGGACCUGAAGUACAGCAUAUACACGGGGAUCGACCGCGCGUCGCGGGACCUGAGUCAGAUGCGCGAUCACAGCGCCAGCCGCCAGAUCGAGCACGCCCUUGAACGCGUGCGAUCCAUCGAAAAAGCCACCGGGACCCAGGUGCAGCCCACCUGGAUGAGGAGGGCUCUGGAGACCCUGCUGAACGAUUACCGGGCGAGGCAUGCGCAGUGCAUCAGCGGCGCGGCGAUGCCGGGAAAGUACGUCGUCAUGUCCAUGGUGGAUGACUACGCCGGCCUCGGCAACCAGUUCCCCAGCAUCGUCACAGGCUUUCUGAUUGCGCUGCUGACGGAGCGCUGCUUCUUCAUCGACUUCCCCUUUUUCCACCGCGCGUUCGCCCCCGACCUCGACUUCUCUUGGGCCGCGCAUCCGCAGCGCCUGGCCGCCUUCGGCCACGACGUGAACGUUAGUCAGCCGUUCGAAAUCAAAUUCUGGAAGGGCGAGGACCUCAACACCUGGCUCAUGCAAGACCAAAAGGCCUUCUACGACGCGCACUACGGGAUUGUGCUGAAGAAUGACCCGGACUAUUCUGCGGCACUGCUGCAAGCCAACCCUUACCACGCCCCUUUCCUGCGCAACAUCUUCCCCACCGGGGAGAUGUUCCAGCCGCUCGCCCACUUCCUCUUGAAGGUGAGGCCGGAGCUGGAGGCGCAGGUGCAGGACUUCAAGCGCAAGCACUUCCGCCAGGUCACCAUCGGCAUGCAGAUCAGGCGGCUGAAGUGCGACGGGAACGAGGGCAGCAUCCACUGCGACCAGCUGCCGGCCGUGGAGAACUUUGUCGCGGCGGCGCGUGCUCUGCAGGCGGCGCGCGGACUGGACGACUCCGAAGUCCGCUUCUUUGUCGGGGCUGAUCAGCCAGAAUCCUACCAGAAGGUAGUGCAGCUGCUGGGCCAGGACAUGGUGGUGUUCAGAAAAGACAACGGGGUGGGCCAGGUCAGCAGUAAAGUGAUCGGGGUCAAUAACCCCGGGACGCCGGAAUCGGCGCUGAUUGACAUGCGGCUGCUGAGCGAGUGCAACGAGUUAGUCAUCACCGUGGGGUCCUCCUACGGGUCGGUGGCCGCCGCCUGGGGAGGCAUCGCCCCCGUGCAGAUGCUGCACGGCCUCCACCAAAACGUGCAGAACCCGUACUGGUACAAGGCAAUAACUAGCGAGCCCUGCUACUGGAAGGGCAACAUCUUCUUGAACAACAAGGACCCCUACUGGGGCAAAUUGGGCCCCAAUGAGACCGCCCAGUUCAAGAAGAACCCCUUUUGGAUGCAGUAUGUUCAGUGCCACUGUGCCACCUGA
Molecule: messenger RNA, 1527 nt
Organism: Coccomyxa subellipsoidea C-169
Lineage: Eukaryota; Viridiplantae; Chlorophyta; Trebouxiophyceae; Coccomyxaceae
Exons: 8
Coding region: 1-1527 (508 amino acids)
Biological process (GO): cell wall biogenesis
Cellular component (GO): membrane
Molecular function (GO): galactoside 2-alpha-L-fucosyltransferase activity
Source: RefSeq, a predicted model, not a curated record